This is a messenger RNA of Talpa occidentalis (Iberian mole), 4584 nucleotides long. It is a transcript of the gene LIMK1, whose product is annotated as LIM domain kinase 1. NCBI's taxonomy places the organism in Eukaryota, Metazoa, Chordata, Mammalia, Eulipotyphla, Talpidae. The coding region runs from base 31 to 1974 and encodes 647 amino acids. Gene Ontology annotation, molecular function: protein serine/threonine kinase activity; ATP binding; protein binding. Gene Ontology annotation, biological process: protein phosphorylation; positive regulation of stress fiber assembly; actin cytoskeleton organization. The record is from RefSeq and is a predicted model, not a curated record. Gene Ontology annotation, cellular component: neuron projection; cytoplasm; nucleus. The transcript has 21 exons.
CCCCGCCGGGCCCCGCCCCCCGCCGAGUGCAUGAGGUUGACGCUACUUUGUUGCACCUGGAGGGACGAACGUAUGGGAGAGGAAGGAAGCGAGUUGCCCGUGUGUGCAAGCUGCGGCCAGAGGAUCUAUGACGGCCAGUACCUCCAGGCCCUGAACGCUGACUGGCACGCAGACUGCUUCAGGUGUUGUGAAUGCAGUAUCUCCCUCUCACACCAGUACUAUGAAAAGGAUGGGCAGCUCUUCUGCAAGAAGGACUACUGGGCCCGCUAUGGCGAGUCUUGCCAUGGGUGCUCUGAACACAUCACCAAGGGGCUGGUCAUGGUGGCGGGGGAGCUGAAGUACCACCCAGAGUGCUUCAUCUGCCUCACCUGUGGGACCUUCAUCGGUGACGGGGACACCUACACGCUGGUGGAGCACUCCAAGCUGUACUGUGGGCACUGCUACUACCAGACUGUGGUGACCCCCGUCAUCGAGCAGAUCCUGCCUGACUCCCCCAGCUCCCACCUGCCCCACACAGUAACUCUCGUAUCCAUCCCAGCCUCAACUCACGGCAAACGUGGCCUCUCGGUCUCUAUUGAUCCUCCUCAUGGCCCGCCAGGCUGCGGCACAGAGCACUCCCACACGGUUCGCGUCCAGGGAGUGGACCCAGGCUGCAUGAGCCCCGAUGUGAAGAAUUCCAUCCACGUCGGAGACCGGAUCCUAGAGAUCAAUGGUACUCCCAUCCGGAACGUGCCCCUGGAUGAGAUUGAUCUGCUGAUCCAGGAAACCAGCCGCCUGCUCCAGCUGACUCUUGAGCACGACCCCCACGACACAUUGGGCCAUGGGCCAGAACCUGAGCCCAGCCCUCUGGUCUCCCCAGCUCACACACCCAGUGGGGAGGCUGGCAGCUCCGGCCGGCAGAAGCCCAUCCUGAGGAGCUGCAGUAUCGACAGGUCUCCAGGUGCCGGCUCACUGAGCUCCCCAGCCUCCCAGCGCAAGGACCUGGGUCGCUCCGAAUCCCUCCGUGUGGUUUGCCGACCACACCGCAUCUUCCGGCCUUCUGACCUCAUCCAUGGCGAAGUGCUGGGCAAGGGCUGCUUCGGCCAGGCCAUCAAGGUGACGCACCGGGAGACAGGCGAGGUGAUGGUGAUGAAGGAGCUGAUCCGGUUCGACGAGGAAACCCAGAGGACAUUCCUCAAGGAGGUGAAGGUCAUGCGAUGCCUGGAGCACCCCAAUGUGCUCAAGUUCAUUGGGGUGCUAUACAAGGACAAGAGGCUCAACUUCAUCACCGAGUACAUCAAGGGCGGCACACUCCGUGGCAUCAUCAAGAGCAUGGACAGCCAGUACCCCUGGAGCCAGAGGGUGAGCUUCGCCAAGGACAUCGCUUCAGGGAUGGCCUACCUCCACUCCAUGAACAUCAUCCAUCGGGACCUCAACUCCCAUAACUGCCUGGUCCGAGAGAACAAGAAUGUGGUAGUGGCUGACUUCGGGCUAGCACGGCUCAUGGUGGAAGAAAAGACAAAGUCUGAUGACCUGCGAAGCCUUAAGAAGCCAGACCGCAAGAAGCGCUACACAGUGGUGGGCAACCCCUACUGGAUGGCGCCCGAGAUGAUCAAUGGCCGCAGCUAUGAUGAGAAGGUGGAUGUGUUUUCCUUUGGAAUCGUCCUGUGCGAGAUCAUCGGGCGUGUGAACGCUGACCCCGACUACCUGCCCCGCACCAUGGACUUUGGUCUCAAUGUUCGAGGCUUCCUGGACCGCUACUGCCCCCCAAACUGCCCCCCAAGCUUCUUCCCCAUCACUGUACGCUGCUGUGACCUGGACCCUGAGAAGAGACCCUCCUUCAUAAAGCUGGAGCAGUGGCUGGAGACCCUCCGCAUGCACUUGGCCGGCCACCUGCCACUGGGCACACAGCUGGAGCAGCUGGACAGGGGCUUCUGGGAGACCUACCGGCGUGGUGAAAGUGGACUGCCUGCCCACCCCGAGGUCCCUGACUGAGCCCGGCCCACUCAGCUACCUUGGCCCCCACCUCCAGAGAAUCCACCCUGCACCAGAUUCCUCUGCAGGAGGUGGCUGGGUGUGGCACUCUCAGCCCGGCAGCAGGCACCCAGCCCCUCCUGAGCACCAGGCCCUGACUCGCCUUCUCUUGCCCUGGGAGCCAUAGCUCCUGCCUUGUCUCUGUCCCUGGCCCUGAGCUGGUCCAGCUGCACACACACCAUCACCUCACCCUGCCUUACCUCUGUCUUAGUGGGGCCGCUCCGCCUCUCGCUUCUCCUUGCAUGAGCUGGAGGGCCCAUGUGAGUUGUGUCCCAUGCCACGCGCCACCAUCCUAUGCAUGCUCCACCAUCUGUAGGUCAUGCAGGGGCGGCUGGAGGACGCCUCAGACCAGGCCUCCCCAGGAAGGUGUGUUGCACAGGAGAGGCCAUAUUCCUAGGAGCCAGAUGGGGAAUCUGGGGCCUGUUACCCCCAGGCAGUGCCCAGGUAGCUGCAGGUAUUGGUAGUUAUCCAAACCCCUAAUGCAGAGAGACGUCUGCUCCUGUUGGGUAAAACCCCUAUGUCCAGGUAGCUGCUCUCUCUUGCUUUGGGUCAUUUUGUUUCUUUAUUGAAACCACUUUAGUCAGAAGCAGGUACCAGGGUGAGGAGAGGGGAGCUGUGGCCUCUAGGCCAGAGCUGCAGGGGGGAGCAGCAGAGAGAGGUUGGGCAGAGCGGACAAGGAAAGUCCACCAGCAUCUCAGCCCCUGAAGUUCAUCUCAGUGCCCCCCCAGGCCUCUCCUCGAGGCUUCCUGCCGGUGGCUGGAGCUGCCCCCGCAUCCCCUCCCCAGUGUCCCUCUGUCCUCUGGGUUCUUUCUGUGUAAUCUAUUUUUUAAGGAGAGUUUGUAUUAUUUUUUCAUACGGCUGCAGCAGCAGCUGCCUGGGGCUUGGGGUUUUAUUUUUUUGGCGGGCGGGGGCGGGAGGGCCAUUUUGUCACUUUGCCUCAGUUGAGCAUCUAGAAAGUAUUAAAAACUGUGAAACCUUCUCAGUGCACUUUGAACCUGGAAAACAAUUUUAAACAGGCCCAUGGGACUACCACUCAGGGAGGUGAGACAGUCACCUCCAUCCAGGAAUUGUCAUGUCUAAGGAGCAAAACCCAGACACAGAACAAUAAAUAAAUUCUGUAUUCCCCACCCAGACCCCAUGUUGCCAUGUGUGUCCCGGGGCCCCAUAGAAAUAGGACAAGAGAGGAACUUGUGCCUAGAGGCCUGGUGGAAGAUGGGAGGAGUGUAGGCAGUGGACACCCAGGACAGGAGAGUCUGACCUCAGCCCAGUGUUGUGUAGUACAGGUAGCUCAGCUGGGACAAGUCCAGACUUUUCCAAAUUUCCUGGGUUGUGGAAGGAGAACAGGGAGGCACUAAGGAGUGUUUUGCUUUCUUUUAAUGUUUUCUUCCUGAAACUGAAAGCAUCCUAUCAAGAAAACAGAAACCACACUAGUUACUCAAAUAUAGGGCAUUUAAUCCAGGGACAUACUUACACUGCUGCUGGAAGACAUUUGAUUGGUAGGAUGUGAAUACUGGGGUAACCCAGAGAUAAUGAACUGCAGGAAGCAUUUAAGAAACAUGGUUACUUGAGUUAUUGAUUUGCUUAACAUACCACCCUUUCAACUUGAUGGCUUAAAAUAACAGCAAUCGCUCCUUACACUUUCUCUGUCAAGAAUAUUGGGAGCACCUUGGUGGGUAGUUCGGUCUGGUGUCUCCUGAGGUGGGUGGGUGGUUUUCACCUGGGGUCUCUCCUGUUGUUUUGGUCAGUUAUUGGGGCUGCAGAGUCUGAGGCAUGAUGAGGGCCAGAGGACUAAAGAGCCUUGCCCGGGGUUCACUCACGCGACUGGCAAGUUGAUGCUGGUGUCAGUGGGAGGCUCAGUCCUGCUCAGGGCAUUUUGUCCUCACAGCAGCCUCUAGGGUGAACAUACCAUGAGAGCAAAGCAGAAGCACCAUGUCUUUUAUGACCUAGUCUCAGAAGUCACGCGGCAUCAUGUCAUGAUAUUCCAUUGGUCACAGAGGCCAACCUUGAUUAGGUGUGGGAGAGGACCAUACAAGGUCACAAAUACCAGGGCCAGGCGGGGUCACAGGGGCUAAUCUUGGACACUGGGUUGGAACUUGGAGGAAGGAACCCAUUGGGACCAGUGCUUGCAUUUUUUAUGAGUUGGGGGUGAGGGUUGGACUCAAAGCAGUUGGUGCUGGAAGCUCUAAGAAGAUCUUACCAAUCAAUGAAGCAAUUGGACAUUUGAGUUUUCAACUUUUGGCUAUUACAAGUAAUGCAACUAUGAACAUCCAUGUGCAGACUUGAGACAGAAUAAUAUGUACUGAUCCAUCUUCAAGUUUGCAAAGGCUUUUUUCUAUCAGCUCAAACCUGAUAUUCCAUUUUUUUACAAGCCCCUUCAACAAAAAGAUGACUCACUGAGGCAGUUUUUGGCAAUGAAGUCAUUUUUAAUUAAGGGCCCAGUGGGAGAUAACUGAGAACCCCCUCAAGAUGGUUUCUAUCCUUUGGAUCUCACCUUGAGGUGACUUUGGACUGGGACACUUUGGAAUAAAAAAAAUGUCCCGCGGCAGUGCUGGUGGCCAUGGUUCCCGUAGC